AUGCCUUUGCCCAUCCUUGCUGAAGGUGCCACCCGAGGCCUUUCAGCAAUUCCCUAUGGAUACACUGCCAUGAAAACAGCAGCUGGUCUUGCUGUAAUUGCCGCGUUAAAACGAUAUUUUGGAGGAGCUACCAACAAGUCAGAUCGAGUCAUGCACUCUAAAGUGGUUCUUGUUACGGGCGGGACGUCUGGCAUUGGUGCAGCCGUUGUACGAGAGUUGGCAAUUAGAGGUGCCCAGGUCAUAAUACUGACGCAACACUUACCUUCUGAUCCAUUUAUUGUCGACUACAUUGAAGAUCUCCGUACCUCGACUGGAAACGAACUCAUUUACGCAGAACAAGUCGACCUUUCCUCGUUGUAUUCCAUUCGGCUGUUUGCUACAAAAUGGAUCGACAAUAGCCCUGUACGGCGGCUUGAUAUGGUUGUGCUUUGUGCGAAUACACAGAAACCAUCUUCUUCUCGAACAUCGCAUGGAACCAGCGAAGGGCUCCAGGAAGAAUGGCAGAUAAAUUAUCUUGCGAACUACCAUUUACUGAGCAUUUUAAGCCCUGCUUUGCGAGCCCAGCCGCCCGACCGAGACGUACGAGUUAUAUUCACUACUUGUUCAAGUUAUAUUGGGGCGAAUAAGUUAGAUCUCAAAGUAUUGGAAAAGGCAACAGUCAUCCAGCAUUCGGCUGACCCGUCGACAAAACAAAAGGCCAAAAAGGGCCCCGAAUCGAUCGUGUCCAGUAGCAGCAUAACUCCAGGAACCCGUCGGUGGCUUACUGGAGGCUCAUUGUGGGGGCUCUUAUUUUAUCUUAUAACAUGGCCAAUAUGGUGGCUAGUGCUUAAAUCGUCCGAGCAAGGCGCACAGAGUAUCCUUAUGGCAGCAAUGGAAGCAAAUUUCAGCGGAGUUGGGAACACGGCCGCCGUUAGCCUUGAUGAAAUUAAGAAAAUGGCGGGUGAAAAUAGCGACAUGACCGGGCGUAUGAAAGUAGGUAUCGAGGGAGGGACCUUGUUAAAGGAAUGCAAGGAGCGCCACGUCCUUCGAAGCGAGAUUAUGGAUGAGAAGGCAGGCAAAGAGCUAUGGGAGUUCAGCCAGCGGCAAAUUGAGCAGAAGGAAAAGGAAGCUGCUUUACUCAGAGCGAUGGAGAAGAAAGCUAGAGAGGAGGAAGAGAAGGAGAAGAAAAAACAGUCAAAGACUGAGACGUCAACUCAAGGGAAGAAGAAGAAAUGA
Messenger RNA from Trichophyton benhamiae CBS 112371, 1215 nucleotides. RefSeq lists its product as uncharacterized. Bases 1 to 1215 code for a protein of 404 amino acids. NCBI's taxonomy places the organism in Eukaryota, Fungi, Ascomycota, Eurotiomycetes, Onygenales, Arthrodermataceae. The transcript has 3 exons. The record is from RefSeq and is a predicted model, not a curated record.